AUGCUUAUAUCGCAUGGUAUUACACUUCCAUAUGCUACUAUUCUCAAACGAAUCAGUAGAGUCCCUGCAUUCAGAGCGCUUCUGUUCAGUGCUCUGCUUUACUUGCUAGCAUUCCAGUAUUGCCGAAUCCGAUACUGGCGUGACCCACACUCGGCCUUUUUCGAUAUUACCAAUGUCUACGAUUGGGAAUAUAGUCUCGUCAGGGAACAUGAGGCAAACCACUUCAUCUCGUUUCACAAAACGAACGAUGGCUUGCGACCGGAGGAUACUGUCAUGGGUAGCAAUGAUCCUCUAAUCUGUGCUGCCUUUGUCACCGUGAAGAGGGAACGCGAUGACUAUUUUGAGCAAUCCAUCGGCUCCAUGUUGGAGGGCCUAGAUGUUCGCGAACGGCGCGCCUUGCAUCUCAGGGUGUUAUUUGCAAACACUGACCCAGCUAUCCAUCCAAGCUGGGAACAAUCUUGGAUGAAUACGGCUAUUGACUUGGUAGAAUCCUACAACGUGUCCGAGUCGAGUUUCCGACAUCUUCAGCAACUUGAGUCUGAUCGUAACUUUCAAGAGAAAGGAGUCUUGUGCGUGUCUCACAAUCCCAAUUUCCGUUUUUUUUUUUUAAAAACUCCGAUUCUGACAGCACUUAGUGACUACGUGUAUGUUCUGGAUCGCUGCCUGACUACCAACGCACCAUUCAUUGGUAUAUUCGAGGAUGAUAUCAUAUUCGCCGAUGGUUGGAUGACGAAGACACUGAAGGCCCUUAUCGAUCUCAAUCCUUCCUAUGGCCCUAGUCGAGACCAAAGCCCAUUCGAAUCCACUACUUUAGAAUCGUCCUGGUUAUAUCUCCGCCUCUUUUACACCGAAACAUUGAUGCUCUGGGGGGAGAACGACUUUGCGUACCGAAAUAUACACAUGGUAUUUGCUGCUGCUAUUGCGAUUGGGUUUCUAUCGCUGUUUUUUGCUCGUCGGCUCGUUCCUGGUCUGCAGCUGGAUUAUGGUACAAUAGCAGUCAUUUGUCUGGUUACAAUACCCGCGUUCACUGGCCUAUACUUUAUGAUUGGGAAAUAUUCCAUUCAUCCACUUCGAGGACUGGUGCCCAUGGACUCUGGUGGUUGUUGUUCUCAAGCGUUGAUAUAUUCCCGCCAGCAUGCGUCGCAGCUUAUGGAGUAUCUCCAGGAACAACGAAGUGGCCAAACUGAUUUGAUGAUCGAAGAUUUUGCUGCAAAGACCAACCUACGCCGGUUUGCAUUGGCCCCGCAACAGCUACAACAUAUCGGGAUUCGCUCCAGUCGGGGUGCCCCCGAGGUCAACGCUCAAAGUACAUGGGCGUUUUGGUUCGAAGAAAAUGAUGCCAAAAAACUUAAAAGUGAACAUGAGCAUUAUCUUGCUGACGAAAAGAUAGAGCGUCUUCUUCAAAUGUAUGAAUGA
Talaromyces proteolyticus is the source of this 1416-nucleotide messenger RNA. RefSeq lists its product as uncharacterized. Gene Ontology annotation, biological process: GPI anchor biosynthetic process. Gene Ontology annotation, cellular component: Golgi membrane. Lineage: Eukaryota; Fungi; Ascomycota; Eurotiomycetes; Eurotiales; Trichocomaceae. The transcript has a single exon. Bases 1 to 1416 code for a protein of 471 amino acids. The record is from RefSeq and is a predicted model, not a curated record. Gene Ontology annotation, molecular function: glycosyltransferase activity.